UUCAAUGGUUACCUCAUCAUUCUAAUCUCCAAUUUUUCAUUUCUCAAAUUUUUACAUGAAACAAAAAUGAACAACUUAGACUCCUACCCUCCAAUUCUCCGCCUCCCCAACAACCAUUCACAAAACCUACACGACCCAAAUGACAAAAUGGAUCCUAACCCGAUUCAAGAUCCGGAUCCUAUUCCAAUCAUAGAUCUUAAGUCCUUAAACCACAAAAAUUUGGAUGAGGCUUGUAAAGAAUGGGGUCUAUUUCGUUUGGUUAAUCAUGGUGUUCCAAUAACACUUUUGGAACAACUUCAAGAUUUAACUAAAGAACUAUUUUCUUUGUCUUUUGAGUCCAAACAAGAAGCAUGCAAUGAAAGUCCUAUUACAUAUUUUUGGGGUACCCCUGCCUUAACUCCAUCUGGGACAGCUAUAACAAGAGGUCCUCAAAAUAUCAAUUGGGUUGAAGGUUUUGAUGUGCCAUUGUGUCAACUCUCUCAAUUUCAACACCAUCUUCCUUCACUCGAGUCAAUGAGGCUUUUGCUAAUGGACUAUGCAACUCAUCUUUCAAGAAUUGCUACAACUUUAUUUGAAGCAAUGGCUAAGAACCUUGAAUUGAAUCUGAAAUCAACAAAGUCCUAUGUAUCAGAAAAAACUGGUCUUGUACGUGUGUAUCGUUAUCCAUGCACUGAAGUUGGUUGGGGAAUGGAGGUUCAUACAGAUAGCUCAGUAUUGUCCAUAUUAAACCAAGAUGAUCAUGUUAGUGGGCUUCAAGUUCUCAAAGAUGAUCAAUGGCUAACUGUAAAGCCCAUUUCCAACACAUUGAUUGUCAACCUUGGUGACAUGAUGCAGGCAAUUAGCAGUGACAUAUACAAGAGUGCAUCACACAGAGUGAAGGUAGAGAAAGAUAUAGAAAGGAUUUCAAUAUGCUACUUUGUAUUCCCAGGUGAUGACAUUGUAAUUGAGAGCUCCAAGUACAAUCCCUUUACUUACAAUGAGUUCAGAGCACAAGUGCAAAAAGACAUCAAAGCCCUUGGGCAUAAAGUUGGGCUUGCAAGGUUUCAAUUGAAUCAAGAUUGUUAAUUAAACUUGUAAAAUUUUCAAUUCAUCUUCUAAA
Trifolium pratense (red clover) is the source of this 1099-nucleotide messenger RNA. RefSeq names its product gibberellin 2-beta-dioxygenase 8. The transcript has 3 exons. Bases 67 to 1065 code for a protein of 332 amino acids. Gene Ontology annotation, molecular function: dioxygenase activity. The record is from RefSeq and is a predicted model, not a curated record. Lineage: Eukaryota; Viridiplantae; Streptophyta; Magnoliopsida; Fabales; Fabaceae.